GUGGCAGCUCGGUACAUGGAUGUCAAGGGGAAAAAAGGGCCAGUGGGAAUGCCCAAAGAGGCAACCUGUGACCGCUUCAUGUGCAUCCAGCAAGGCUCAGAGUGUGACAUCUGGGAUGGACAACCUGUCUGCAAGUGCAAGGACAGGUGUGAGAAGGAGCCGAGCUUCACCUGUGCCUCUGAUGGGCUCACCUACUACAACAAGUGCUACAUGGAUGCAGAAGCUUGCAUCAAAGGCAUUACACUGAAUGUAGUCACCUGUAGGUACCAUCUUACCUGGCCGAACACCAGCCCCAUUCCACCAGAAACAACAGCUCGCCCUACUACUGCCUACUCCGAGACCACGGUCGUGGAUAUCUUGUCACCUGUCCUAGUGAACAACCCUGUCCAUCAGUCAGUCUACGUGGGAGAGACCGUCAGCUUCCUCUGUGAUGUUACAGGGAGACCCAAGCCAGAAAUCACGUGGGAGAAGCAGGUCGAUGGGAAAGACAAAGUCAUUAUGAAGCCAAAUCACGUCAGAGGGAAUGUCGUGGUCACCAACAUUGCCCAGCUGGUCAUCUACAACACCCAGCUCCAAGAUGCUGGCAUCUACACCUGCACUGCCAAGAACAGCGGUGGCCUCCUCAGGGCUGAUUUCCCUUUGUCAGUCAUCAAAGGAGAACCCACAUCCAAAGAAACUGCCCAAAACAAAACACAUUUUCCAACUGAUGAGUGCCUGAAGCAACCAGACAGCGAAGACUGUGGGGAAGAGCAGACCAGGUGGUACUAUGAUGCAAAGAAAAACAACUGCUUUACUUUCAUCUAUGGGAACUGUAACAGCAACCUGAACCACUUUGAGAGCUACGAGAACUGCAUGUUGACGUGCAUGAACGGCCCAAUCAACAUCUGCAACCUGCCAGCCCUCCAAGGUCACUGCAAAGCCUAUGAGCCCAGGUGGGCCUACAACAGCUUGACAAAGCAGUGCCAGUCCUUCAUCUAUGGUGGGUGCGGAGGCAACGAGAACAACUUUGAGAGCCGGGAGGCCUGUGAAGAGAUGUGCCCUUUCCCAAAGAACACGCACUGCAAAGCCUGCAAGCCCCGCCAGAAGCUGGUGACAAGCUUCUGCAAAAGUGACUUUGUCAUCCUGGGCCGUAUAACAGAGCUGACCGAAGACCAAGACUCGGGACACGCCCUGGUGACAGUGGAGGAGAUUCUCAAAGAUGAAAAAAUGGGAUUAAAGUUCCUGGGGAGGGAACCGCUAGAAAUCACGCUUUUGAACAUGGACUGGAGCUGCCCGUGUCCCAACAUGACCACGGUGGAUGGCCAGCUCAUCAUCAUGGGGGAUGUCCACAACGGCAUGGCUGUCCUUCAGCCAGACAGCUUUGUGGGCACCUCCAGCAUCCGGCGCGUGCGGAAACUCCGCGAAGUCAUCCACAAGAAGACCUGUGAGCUUCUGAAGGAGUUCCUGGGGUUGCACUAACCUCCUGCAGCCGUGCCAGCCUCCCAGGGCCGCGUGUUCCGUAGGGCUAACGAGCGCUAGGCUAAACUAAACCCUCUGCCUGAGGAUGCACUGUAGGAAUGAUGCAGAGCCCUUCUUUUAAUCCAUUAAUGAUGCUUAGCAACAUUGUAGCAUGGUCUUUGGCAAGCACCUAAAACAGCACCAAAAGGCUAUUAAUCUUUGCAUUGAAAUCAAUUUGUCCAUAUAGGAGUGCCAUUUAACUAGAUGACUCACUGCAGUAAUUAUGCAAUUUUUAUGUAGCUUCCAUCAUGAAGGAUGGAGUUCAUAGCAUUUGUUUAGCUAAUUGGUACACAGCUAAGUAAUAUAUAAUGUCAACUUAAUCUGUCUCAUUUACAGUAUGGAAAUGCUAUGGUAAAGUCAUUUUAUGUAAGUCACACUCUUGUCUCCUUGUAGCAGCACCAAUAUUUCAAGAGAAAAGCCUGUAAAUUAUUGUCUGUAUUUACAAGUGUGCACCUGUAACCAAUCUAUGCACUAUGAAUUUGCUUCUUUUAAUCAAAAUUUUCCUAGCUGUUUUCUUCAGA
Messenger RNA from Apus apus (common swift), 2018 nucleotides. RefSeq names its product WAP, follistatin/kazal, immunoglobulin, kunitz and netrin domain containing 2 (gene WFIKKN2). Gene Ontology annotation, molecular function: receptor antagonist activity; serine-type endopeptidase inhibitor activity; transforming growth factor beta binding. NCBI's taxonomy places the organism in Eukaryota, Metazoa, Chordata, Aves, Apodiformes, Apodidae. Gene Ontology annotation, biological process: negative regulation of transforming growth factor beta receptor signaling pathway. Bases 16 to 1458 code for a protein of 480 amino acids. The record is from RefSeq and is a predicted model, not a curated record. The transcript has a single exon.